This is a messenger RNA of Capsaspora owczarzaki ATCC 30864, 2048 nucleotides long. RefSeq lists its product as hypothetical. The record is from RefSeq and is a predicted model, not a curated record. The transcript has 5 exons. NCBI's taxonomy places the organism in Eukaryota, Filasterea, Ministeriida, Capsasporidae. Bases 47 to 1990 code for a protein of 647 amino acids. Gene Ontology annotation, molecular function: asparagine synthase (glutamine-hydrolyzing) activity.
GUGAAUUAUUGCACGAUGCAACUCAGUCGUUUACGUUGAGUACAAAAUGUGCGGCAUUGCGCUCUACUUUGCAAAGAGUGAUCAGCCGCCACCAAGCGUGGUCGUCGAACUGACUGCUGCACUGGAACGACGAGGUCCAGACAGCGUCAGAACGCAAUGCGUGGUCGAACAUGCGCAGCCGGGCCUCGACAUGCACGUUGUGUCGACUGUGCUGCAUUUGCGCGGUGAUGCCGUUACGCCCCAGCCACUCAUGGAUGCCACUUCUGGAAACGUUUUUGCAUGGAAUGGCGAAGUCUUUGGAGGCCUAGAGAUUUCAGUUCAUUCCAAUGACACUCAAAUAGUCAUGGACGAGCUGCUCAACCGACUAGCCGUGGGAGACCCACUUUCUUCGGACGCUGUCGCCGAGAUUGUUGCAGCAAUGUUUCAAACCACAAUCCAAGGCCCAUUUGCCUUUGUCUUUUACCAUAACCCCACGCGCCAGCUAUUCUUUGGUCGAGACUACUUUGGUCGUCGAAGCUUGUUGUGGCAUGGAGCAGCAUCGACCUAUCUUGACCAAUUUAUGCUCUCGUCGGUAGCGGGGCCCUCUACGUCGGUUUCGGUUGCCACGGCCUCAACGGGAAAUGAAGAGGAGGCCGACAACUCGGCUCCAUCGCCACAAGACGCCAUGGCACAGCUCAGUACCAGCUUUUGGGAAGAGGUGCCAGCGCGUGGCAUUUAUAGGAUGCAGCUUCAGACGCCGACCUGGCAGCCGCAGUUGCUGGCCAGCCUUGACCGCUAUCCAUUAAAUCGGGUAUUGCCAACAGCAGUUCAACUCGACACGACGCAGCCUGUAUCCAACGAGCUCUCCAAGCUCCCCUUUUCUACGGCUGCGGCGCAGUUGCUGUUGGCUCUUGCUGAGGCGGUUCGGCGUCGUGUUUGUGCAGUCCCUGCGUCUCAUCACGGCAUUGCCGUCUUGUUCUCUGGUGGUGUGGACUGCACAGUUAUUGCUGCGUUGGCGCAUGUAUUUGCCCCAACGGACUGCCCUGUUGACUUGAUCAAUGUUGCCUUUGAAAACCAUGCCCGAGCCUCGUCUUCGAGCAAACCACCCGCUUCUGCCAGCUCGUCAACGUCAUCAGCAGGGUCAGCAGCCGUAGCAGCAGCAAAUAGUGAUUCUCCCACCAUUUACAAUGUGCCCGACCGGCUCAGUGCUCGCGCUAGCCUGCUAGAAUUGCGCCAAGCAAUCACAAGCGGCACUGUUGUCGAGGCUCUCAUGUCUGCGAUUCGGAUUGUCCCUUCAGAGACCAUCCCAACCGCUCUUUGCGCCGCUGUCCAAUGUCAGUCGCACGCACACCACGCGUCAUCGAUAACAACAACAACAACAACAACAGCAGCGCGGUUUCGCUUGAUUCAGGCGGACAUUCCUCGAGCAGAGUUGGAGGCGAUGACCCCUCACAUCCUCUCGCUUGUUCAACCACUUGGAACUGUCAUGGACUUGAGCAUUGGCGCAGCCUUGUGGUUUGCAGCACGUGGCUCAGGAAGAGUCUGGACGUCGGCCACAGAACCCGCCUCACCCGAGGUGGUGCAGACGGACGCACGCGUCCUCCUUGUCGGUAUGGGCGCCGACGAGCAGCUGGCCGGGUAUGGACGACAUCGAACCAAGUACAAUGUCGGUGGCUGGCCUGCUCUCGUGGAAGAGGUGGCGCUCGAUGUGAGGCGCAUUUCGGCGCGAAAUCUCGGGCGGGACGAUCGUUGCAUUUCCGACCACGGUCGCGAGUCGCGCAUCCCCUUCCUCGACGAAAAUGUCGUUGCUCUGCUUUCCUCACUCCCCAUAUUCACGAAAGCAAACAUGAUGCUCUCGCGGGGCUUGGGCGAGAAGAUUUUGUUGCGCCGUGUCGCCCUGGAACUUGGAUUGCCCGGUGCUGCGCAUCUAGCCAAGCGCGCCAUCCAGUUCGGAUCUCGCAUUGCGCGAAUGGAGCGCGGUGCGAGUGCCAAGGGUUCGGAUCGUCUCUGAAAGUUGUUUGGUCGCUUUGAAUAUUGUUUAAACAGUGACUGUGCAACGCAAACCCAGC